Molecule: messenger RNA, 570 nt
Organism: Ostertagia ostertagi
Lineage: Eukaryota; Metazoa; Nematoda; Chromadorea; Rhabditida; Trichostrongylidae
Source: the annotation of a GenBank genome assembly
AUGCUUCAGGAUUUUGGGAUCUGGGAACGUGGUGACAAGACUAAUCAAGGAAUAAGAGAGCUUAAUGCAAGUUCAAUUGGAAUGGUGAAAGCUGCUCUGCAGGCUAUGAAUGAUGUGGGCGACCUGUUUGGGGAUGGAUCUCGAAGGUCAGCUAUACAUGUUUUACCAGACGAGAUUGAGCAAUGCUCUGCUGUGCUGAGCAGCAUGCUUCCAAGGGAGUCAUUCAGUAAGGAAACGGACGCAGCACUGUUAACAAUAAUCUCAUAUCCUGGUUUCUCUGUAGAGGAUGCUGAGUUGGUGGAACAGACACGUGACACUAUUACAACGCAGUUGCUAGGAAAGUAUGGUUGCAGAAGAUUCCUCCGCGAUGGUUAUAAAACGGCUCUCGAAGAUCCUUACCGACUGUACUAUAACAAGUCAGAAUUGCAACAGUUUGAGAAUAUUGAAUGUGAAUGGCCUCUAUUUCUUUGUCUUCUAAUGUUAGAUGCCAUGUACAACAAAAACGAUGAAGCCGUUGAAGACUACUGGCAACGCUUGGAGAGUGUAAGAUCAAAUCAGUUAAAUUUAUGA